AAUAUUAUUGCCAAAUAAUAUGUUUUAUGUCAUCAUUGUAUCGUUAAUUCUAUUUUUAGAAAUUCUAAUUUAAAUUCCGGUUUUUAUUGGUUAUUUUUAGCUAAUUUGUCCAUCAUGUAUCUAUUUAUAAAUGCCUGUGCUUGUACCUUGUCAUUAGCCAAUGAAAUGAGAGUAUUUCGAUCACGUGUAUAUAACUUUUGUUUUAAACUCAAGUGUGAGAAAGACGUGUUUCCGUAAUCUAAGAUAUUGAUGGCUUUGUAAAGUUUAAAUUCACGGCCAUGUACUUUCCGAUAGUUUGAGAAGUAUUGGACGCGGGAGGAUUUGCUUUGGAACUUUGUUAUUUAGUUAAAAAAAACCAUGCCUAAGCGGGCUUUAGAGGGGCGGUCAACAAAAAGGAGGCGACCGGCAAAAGUACCACGAAAUGAUGACUUAAGUCUUCAAGCAGAACCAGUGUCUGAUGAACCAGUGGCUCGUGCAGAACCAGUGUCGAGUGAUGCUAUUGAUUACGACUUAUUAGCUGCAGCAAUCUUAAGACAAUCCCAAACUUUGUCCCAAAACCAGACAAAUUCGAGUGAUACCACCAUGGAUAUCCUGCAGCCAUGUGUUCAAAACCAGGGUGAUAUCGAAGCCCACGCUCAUCCAAUGGCAAGUCAGCAAACAACAACAUCAACAGUUAGUGACAACCAGCCUCAGCAAAAUAUUGCAGACUUAGUUAGUGCGUUAUUACAACAAGACGGUCAAGGAAGCUUUUCAAGAAACACCUCAUUUACACAGACAACAAACAAAAAUCCCAGUGGAUCUUCUUUACAUUUGACAAACUCUGCAAAAAGAAUUCUACAGGCUUCCUUAGCCCCUGCAACAAGGAAAGCAUAUCUUCAUUCAUGGCAUAUUUUCCUUGAAUGGGUAGGCUCCAUAUCCUUACCUGUACAUUACAUUACAAUAUGUAAUUUUAUAGGUCAUUUAUUCGAAAUUGGUUAUUCACCAAGCUCAAUAGCAUCCCACAUUUCGGCUUUAACAUAUAUUCAUAAGAUGUUAAAAUUGCCAGAUCCCGCUCAGUGUUUCCUAGUACAAAAGCUGCUAAGAGGUUGUUACAAAUUAGGUCCAUCGGUAGAUACCCGUCUUCCAAUUACAGGUGAAAUUUUGAAAAAACUUGUGAAUUCACUAGAUCAAUCUGUCUCAACUAGGGCACAUUCAUUGUUACUUAAGGCAUUGUUUUUGAUGGCAUUUCAUGGUUUUUUCAGGUUAGGGGAAUUGGUUAUAAAAUCAAAGACUCAGUCAGAUAAGGUCAUUCAGAGAUCAGAUGUCCAUUUUGAGACAGCUCAUGGAAAGCUAAAGCAGGUGCAAGUGGUGUUGAAACAUUUUAAAACAGUCAGUUAUGGACAGCCAAAGAUUAUUACAUUAGAAGUAUCAAAAAACACUAAGUCAUGUCCAGUACAUGCAUUGUUUUACUAUUUAAAACAUUAUCGCCAUUCUGGUGGCCCCCUUUUCCAGUUUUUAGAUGGUUGUCCGGUGCCUUAUUCCUUUGUGGCAAAAAAGUUAAAUGAAGUGAUCAAAAAUAUUGGUUUGGAUCCAAAACAUUAUAAGGGUCACAGCUUCAGAAUUGGUGCUGCAACUCAUGCAUCUAAGGUUGGUUUCUCGGAAAAUGCGAUUCAGAAUAUGGGUAGAUAGAAGUCUGAUGCUGUUAAACGAUACAUUCGGUUGGGUUCAUUUAAUGUUGCACUUGACUAAGAAAAUUAAUCUAUAUCAUUCCUGGGUAUAAGUUUUUAUCAGCAAGAUAACGUUAUAUAACUAGUUCAGAUGAUGUCUGCUAUAGAUCUGUUCUGUUGUUUGCCUGUGAGUGAUUUUUAUUACUACCUCUUCAAAGUGGUAGGAUUGUUUGGAGUUCAGAUCAAGUCUGCUACCAUAAUUAUGAUAUAUACAACUUACAUUGAUAGUAGUUCAGAUCAGGUCUGCUACUAUGUCUGUCAUCUUGGAAUUAGAUCAUGGCAUUUACUUUUCCCCACUGCUUUCAUUGUUCUAGAUUAGAUAUGUUAGUGUACCCCCCCCCCCUUUUUCUUUUUGUUGCAAGUAGUUCAGAUAAAAUGUCUGCUACAACCCUGUCCUUAGAAAACAUAGUUUUGUUUUUUAGUAUUGUAUUUUAGUGUUUGUAUUAAUAGGGUAUGUUGCUGGCCAUCCGUCAAAAUCAGUUAAUCAUAUUUCAUAUAUAUUCUGUCAUAUCAAAAAUGUCAAUUAUUAUAAUUACAUCUUCAGUAGGCCAUACUAUUACACAUUGUUCUAAGUUUUACUAAAACAAUGUAUAAUAUAGUUAUUAAAGUCUCCAGUUCCAUCUAUUUCCUUUGGGUGGCGGGAAUCCAAUGGGUAUUGGAUUUAUGGCAGAACUUUGUAUAUGCCACCUUAAUUUUUUACAUGUUUAUAUUAAGGGAGAUCACCCUGCCAUUGUUGUUUACUAUUUUUGGUUAUAUUUUACCGGGUGAUCUCAAUAUUUGUUCAGGUGUUUUUUAACUAAUAAGGGAGAUCCCACAGUACCUGUUACAUAAGUCAUUUUAAUAAGUUUAAGUAUUGACUUUGUCAGGGAUCUCCCUGUUUGUGAUGUGGGUUAUUUGUACAAGCUUUGAUUCGUCAUUAAUAAAUGACAUUAUUUCGUCAAUGACCAUUUAGUUGUUUUUUAAGGUAAAAAAUUAACAAG
Magallana angulata is the source of this 2686-nucleotide messenger RNA. RefSeq lists its product as uncharacterized. The coding region runs from base 358 to 1668 and encodes 436 amino acids. Gene Ontology annotation, biological process: DNA integration; DNA recombination. The record is from RefSeq and is a predicted model, not a curated record. The transcript is spliced from 3 exons. Lineage: Eukaryota; Metazoa; Mollusca; Bivalvia; Ostreida; Ostreidae. Gene Ontology annotation, molecular function: DNA binding.